This is a messenger RNA of Adineta ricciae, 1980 nucleotides long. The record is from the annotation of a GenBank genome assembly. NCBI's taxonomy places the organism in Eukaryota, Metazoa, Rotifera, Eurotatoria, Adinetida, Adinetidae.
AUGGCUCGUUCUUUGGAUGGAUUUUCAAUCAUGAGCACGUCACCAAGUAAUCGAAAGAAAAGUCCUAACAAAACAACGAUGGAUACACCCACGCGUCGGAAGCGAUGCAUUGAACUGCCUAUCUCUGUGGAUGUCGAAGAGAAAUCGAAUGAAAAACGAACGAAAACAUCACCGGUUUCGAAAGCGAAUCCGAAGGAUCGAGCUGAGAAAGCGUCGACUGAACAAUAUGAAGAUGAUUUCGAGGAAGACGCUGACAAUGUUGAGAAAAAAAACGCAUCCGAAGAAGAUUUAUCACCACGAUUAAGCAAUUAUGAUGAAGAUAGUAGAGAAGGAAAGUACUACAAUGAAAGUAAAAGUUCUCAAGACGAACCGUCAUCUCAACCUAUAACUGAUAGUUUAGACUUUGAAAAUGUUGAUGACGAAGAUGAUGGAACAUAUCAAGGCGUACCGUUGUCUGAAAUACCAAACAUAUGUGACAAACCGCCACGUCUAAUGGAUAUGAUGGAUGUUCGCGAUCCUAAUCACACAUUUCUCAUCCAACCAUUUAAAUACGAUCCAGCCAAUGAAGAUUGUGAGCCGAAAUCGAUUCUUGAAGACGGAUCGUACGUUGAUGAAUGGGAUCAAGAUCAUGUUCGUUUGCCAUGCUCGCCGUCUUAUGUCACCAAAAAUGGAACCCAACGAUGGCCAAUCAUUCAAGAUGCUUUGAGAAAACUGCAACGUAUGGCAGAAACAUAUAUGGCAUCUGUAGAAGAUAUUAAAGAAACAAUUGAAGAGUGUGCCGGACGAACAUAUGAAUUGAAUUGUCUCGAACGGCUUCUUAAUGAAGAAUAUUCCUCCGAUGAACGUGCUCAUUUUCUAUCAACUGUCCUAUCGAAUAUCUGUAGUUUAGCAAUGAAUGUUCACAAAAUCUGUUCUAAACCACCACCGCUUUUACGUAUCGGAUCAAACCGUACAGUGACUAUGUCACAACGUCAAUGCGCAUCGUUGAUGGCCUGUGCGUUUUUCUGUUUAUUUCCGCGACGCUUUAAUCAGAAAGUUGGCAGUGAAUAUGAAAAUUAUCAAAAUCCAAAUUUUAACACACUCUUUCAAGGCGGUCGAACGGGUGGACCAUCAUGGAAACUUGAAAAACUCAAAUGUGUCUUUAACUACUUUCGACGUAUUACCGACAAAAUGCCAAACGGUGUAUUAUCAUUUCGGCGUUAUCGUUUACCCGAAACUUGUCUACCGAAAUGGGCAGAUUCGAACGAAUCUCUAUGCAAACUUCAUGUGACGAAAAAUAAAACUAUUGAAGAUAUGGAUGGUCUUUUACAAGUGGACUUUGCUAAUAAAUACAUUGGCGGUGGCGUAAUGAAUGAAGGCUGCGUCCAAGAAGAGAUACGUUUUGUUAUAUGUCCUGAAAUGUUGGUUAGUUUGCUUCUAUGUGAAGUCAUUCAAGCCAAUGAAUGUGUUUUCCUCAUUGGUUGCGAACGUUUUUCAUCGUAUCGAGGUUAUUCCACAUCAUUCGAAUUCAAAGAAGAUUACACCGAUAAAACGCCCAAAGAUGUUUGGGGACGAAAAUUAUGUCAUGUUGUAGCCAUGGACGCCAUUGCAUUUCGCGAUCGAGCAACACAAUACAAAGUUCCAAAUAUGAGAAGAGAGUUGAUCAAAGCGUAUACAUGUUUUCGUAUUCCAGCCGGCGUUACAGACGACAAAUCAGGUAUUGCAACUGGUAAUUGGGGCUGUGGUGCAUUCAACGGAAAUAAACAACUUAAAGCUAUUAUUCAAUUGAUUGCUUCUUCACAAGCUGGUCGUCCACUCGUUUAUUUAACAUUUCGUGAUCAAGGACUAGUGACAUCAUUUUACAAAGUGUACGAACAUUUACAAAAAGAAAAAGCGACAGUGAAAGAUCUUUGCACUUAUCUUCAAUUAUACUCAACUUUACACAAACGUAUCACCCUAUUCGAGUAUAUCCUCCAAACAACUGUCUCAUCUCUUUACUAA